AUGUCGUCACACAGAGAAGGAGAACCCGUACGAGGACGUGGACCUGAAGAGGAGGAGUUUGGGUCGGAAGAACCGCUUGGUACCGGAAAGCAACCGGACCUGGAGCUCCCAGAAACUCAACUCACCUCCUCAGGUAACCCAGCUAGCUAGCAGAACUGAUGUAUUUUCCUGCGGUAAAAUUCUCCCUCAGACUAGAGUUAGAUCUCUGAAACCUGGACAGGAUCCUCCAAUAAUCUUGUUUCACAGCUAGAUUUCUCAUUAGUUGCGCUACAGAAGCCUUUUGAUGUGUUGAAACCAUUUGGAGUUCCAGUAAAAUACUGUCUGUCUGCCUGGAAAUGUAGGUUUGGCUCUGCUGCUUUAAUAUGGAUGGGCACUGUCUCGUCGUAGGAAAGAUGAUUUAGAAUUUCCUUGUGUUCAACUGGGAAUGAGGUCACUGUGCGGUGAGGAAAAUAUAUUGUAUUAUUCGGUAUGGUUACUUAUUGUCAUGACAAAAACCUCAGUCAAUCCCAGACCAAACCAGGAUCCAUUGCUUCAUCCUAUGGGCCCUGGUCAGAAGUAGUGCACUAUAAAGGGAAUAGGGUACCAUCUGAGACACAGCCUCAGUAUUGUCCUCUCUCUCCCCCUCCACAGCUGCCCUCUAAGCCCAGUAGCCUUUCCCUGCGCCUCUCUGGUCCCACAGACAAGAAGAGUCACCGGGCGUCCCGCCUGUCCAAGCGCCACAGCCAUGAUGACAUGCUGCCGCCCCAGCUGGGGGUCUCUCCCUCCCCCUGCUGUCUGCUGGAUGACGGCUUGAGCAGCGCCAGCGACACCCUGGCCUCCCGUAGACACCGGAGGAUCCCCAAGGUACAAUAUAAAACACUCCAGGCUGUAGGAAUGAACCUGUUCUCUCCAUGAGGAUCUCCUCAAGGACUAUUCUGGAAUGGAGCUCUUUUGUUUAACGUUUUUUGCAAGCCAUGUAUCUACGGGGCCAUGCAUCUAACUGAAAGGCAAAAUGGAGAUGUAAUGGAUUUGCUAUAGACUACACAAAUGUCAUUCUUUCGAAUAAUUCCUAAAUGCACUGUGUCCGAACUCUUUGCUGAUUCUCUUCAUACUCUGUUUUAAACACAAACCAUAUCCCAGUGAUAUUUCUGGACAUGGAGAGAGAGAACUGAGAAGGAUUUUAUGUCAAUCUCUUCCUCCUCCCACACACUCAAAUGGAACCAACUUUGAAGAGCUUCACCACAGGAGAUCAGAUAGUCCUAUACUGUAGGUGGUACACACACUGAGCUUCCCCUUUCCUCUCACUGUUUACAGAUGGUCCAGAGAAUCAACUCCAUUUACUGUACCAAGCGAGGGAAGAAGAGGCUUAAGAAGCUGACCUUGUCUAAUAUUGAGACGGCAUCUCUGAGAGGUACGUAGGGCUCAUCCCUUCCUUCUCUCCAUCCACUGUCUGGAACAGGGAGUAAAUAUUUGUGUCUCCGCCACCCACACAGUGUCCCAGUCAUCUCAUCUGUAUGGCAUAAACAUAUAGUUGUAGAGUUGACCCCUGACCCUAAACAAACCUUUUUUUCUCUCUCCGAUCUGUUUACAGAUGACAACAGCGAGAGCGAGAGCGACUCUGAUGACAGGUUCAAAGGUGAGAGGUCACAGUAUGCAGUUGAAGCUCAGUCCCUGGAGGGCAAUGGUGCAUGGAUUUGUUUCACUCACAGCAGAUACAACAAGCGCACGUCUCUGUUAGUUUUGACAAGUCGGUGUUUGGAACGAGACAUCGAUCAAGUGACUUGUGACCAAAGGGACCACAGAAAUGUAACUGAAAGGCAAGAUGUAAUGGAUUUGCUAUAGACUAUACAAAGUCAUUCGUUCGAAUAAUUCUUAAAUGCACUGUGUCCGAACUCUUUGCUGAUUCUGUUCUCACUCUGUUUUAAACACAAGCCAUCUGUGAUGACAGUUAUGGUGAACUAUAAGGUUUGUAUUUCUCUCUAAUCUGUGUUUAGGUUGUUAUGUGUUGGACUGUGUGAGGAUAAACAUGUGUGAGUAAAGAGGUUUAAUCAGUGUGUGGAAACCCAUCUAACGUUUUAAAUCCAGUUAAGUUUUGGUUCCCAGAAUGCUUUUGGUAGGUUAGAGAUAACAAUCAUUUAACCUCCAUUUGUUUGGUUUUUAAAGCAUUUCGUGAAUGUUUUUUUUUUUACAUGCCAGGAACAGCCUGGCAAAGUUUUCAGGGGGAAGUUCCUACAAUGUUUGAUUUCAUUUUCCUUUUACAUUGUAACAGCGUUUUGGAAACAUCAUGCUUGACUAAAUAUGUUCCAAUAAUGUUUGGACUGUAAGCUCUUUGUCAGACUGCAGGGCUUGUAUUGCACUAUUAGCUGUGAGUUCUGUCAGUUGUGUGUAGUACACAGUGUUUGGGCUAUGCAUUGUGUCAAUACAACCCUGUACUGAUGGUUGAACUGUCCAUAUCCCUCUCUCUUCUCUCCCCAGCUCACACCCAAAGGCUGCUGAAGCUACAGUCAAUGCUGCGGCGGGCCCCUAGCUACCGCACACUGGAGCUACAGCUGAUUGAGUGGCAGGAAAGGGAGCUGUUUGAGUACUUUGUGGUGGUGUCCCUCAAGAAGAAGCCUACCAAGAACUCCUUCUCCCCCGAAGUCACCUACCAGUUCCCCAAGGUAAGGGAACAACCCAAACUGUAUUCUGGCCCCUUGGUCAUGGGUCAGACAGCAUUGUCAAGUCCCUUUUUAAGUGAGAGAGAGAGGAUUUAAACAGGAAAGGGGUCCUCGUAGAUAACUCUUCUGAGACAUUACUCACUGGACCUACAGAAGUAUGUAUGCUGAGAGCGCUGAUACAGUUGAAGUCGGAAGUUACAUACACUUAGGUUGGAGUCAUUAAAACUCGUUUUUCAACCACUCCACAAAUUUCUUGUUAACAAACUAUAGUUUUGGCAAGUCGGUUAGGACAUCUACUUUGUGCAUGGCACAAGUAAUUUUUCCAAUAAUUGUUUACAGGCAGAUUAUUUCACUUUUAGUUCACUGUAUCACAAUUCCAGUGGGUCAGAAGUUUACAUACACUAAGUUGACUGUGCCUUUUUAAACAGCUUGUACAUUUCCAGAAAAUGAUGUCAUGGCUUUAGAAGCUUCUGAUAGGCUAAUUGACAUAAUUUGAGUCAAUUGGAGGUGUACCUGUGGAUGUAUUUCAAGGCCUACCUUGAAACUCAGUGCCUCUUUGCUUGACAUUAUGGGAAUAUCAAAAGAAAUCACCUCAGGAUUUUUUUUGUAGACCUCCACAAGCCUGGUUCAUCCUUGGGAGCAAUUUCCAAACGCCUGAAGGUACCACAUUCAUCUGUACAAACAAUAGUAUGCAAGUAUAAACACCAUGGGACCACGCAGCCAUCAUACUGCUCAGGAAGGAGACGCGUUCUGUCUCCUAGAGAUGAUCGUGCUUUGGUGCGAAAAGUGCAAAUCAAUUCCAGAACAACAGCAAAGGACCUUGUGAAGAUGCUGGAGGAAACAGGUACAAAGUAUCUAUAUCCACAGUAAAACGAGUCCUAUAUCGACAUAACCUGAAAGGCCACUCAGCAAGGAAGAAGCCACUGAUCCAAAACCUCCAUAAAAAAGCCAGACUACGGUUUGCAACUGCACAUGGGGACAAAGAUUGUACUUUUUGGAGAAAUGUCCUCUGGUCUGAUGAAACAAAAAUGGAACUGUUUGGCCAUAAUGACCAUCGUUAUGUUUGGAGGAAAAAGGGGGUAGCUUGCAAGCCGAAGAACACCAUCCCAACCGUGAAGCACGGGGGUGGCAGCAUCAUGCUGUGGGGGUGCUUUGCUGCAGGAGGGACUGGUGCACUUCACAAAAUAGAUGGCAUCAUGAGGAAGGAAAAUUAUGUGGAUAUAUUGCAACAUCUCAAGACAUCCGUCAGGAAGUUAAUGCUUGGUCGCAAAUGGGUCUUCUAAAUGGACAAUGACCCCAAGCAUACUUCCAAAGUUGUGGCAAAAUGGCUUAAGGACAACAAAGUCAAGGUAUUUGAGUGGCCAUCACAAAGCCCUGACCUCAAUCCUAUAGAAAUGUGUGGGCAGAACUGAAAAAGCGUGUGCGAGCAAGUAGGCCUACAAACCUGACUCAGUUACACCAUUCCCUCCCCUACCCUGGAUGACGCUGGGCCAAUUGUGCGACACCCCAUGGGUCUCCCGGUCGCGGCCGGCUACGUACCCUUGACUUAUUCCACAUUUUGUUGUGUUACUGCCUGAAUUCAAAAUUAAUUUAAACAAACAAAUCUCACCCAUCUACACCCAAUACCCCAUAUUGACAAAGUGAAAACAUGUUUUUUGAAAUUUUAGCACAUAAAAAAAAAUGGCAUACCAAAAUAUCUCAUUUAGAUAGAAAUUCACACCCCUGAGUCAAUGCAUGUUAUAAUCACCUAUGGCAGCGAUUACAGCUGAGUCUUUCUGGGUAAGUCUCUAAGAGCUUUGCACACCUGGAUUGUACAAUAUUUGCACAUUAUUUAUUUUUUAUUCAAGCUGUCAAGUUGGUUGUUGAUCAUUUCUAGACAGCCAUUUUCAAGUCUUGUCAUAGAUUUUCAUGCCGAUUUUAAGUCAAAACUGUAACUAGGCCACUCAGGAACAUUCAAUGUUGUCUUGGUUAUCAACUCCAGUGUAUAUUUGGCCUUGUGUUUUAGGUUAUUGUCCUGCUGAAAGGUGAAUUUGACUCCCAGUAUCUGUUGGAAAGCAGACUGAACCAGGUUUUCCUCUAGGAUUUUGCCUGUGCUUAACUCUAUUCUGUUUAUUUUUAUCCUAAAAAAAACUCUGUAGUCCUUGACGAUAACAAGUAUACCCAUAACAUGAUGCAGCCACCACCAUGCUUGAAAAUAUGAAGAGUGGUCCUCAGUGAUGUGUUGUGCUGGAUUUACCCCAAACAUAACACUUUGUAUUCAGGACAUAAAGUGAAUGUCUUUGUCACAUGAUUUGCCAUUUUACUUUAGUGCCUUAUUGCAAACAGGAUGCAUGUUUUGGAAUAUGUUGAUUCUGUACAGGCUUCCUUCUUUUCUUCUCUUCUUUCCUUCAUUUAGGUUAGUAUUGUGGAGUAACUACAGUGUUGUUGAUCCAUCCUCAGUUUUCUCCUAUCACAGCCAUUAAACUGGAACUGUUUUAAUGUCACUAUUGUUCUCAUGGUGAAAUCCCUGAGCGGUUUCCUUCCUCUCUGGCAACUGAGUUAGGAAGGACUAUAGUGACUGGGUGUAUUGAUACACCAUCCAAAGUGUAAUUAAUAACAUCACCAUGCUCAAAGGGAUAUUCAAUGUCUGUUCGUUUUUUUUUACCCAUCUACCAAUAGGUGCCCUUCUUUACGAAGCAUUUGAAAACCUCCCUGGUCUUUGUGGUUGAAUCUGUGUUUGAAAUUCACUGCUCGACUGAGGGACCUUACAGAUAAUCGAAUGUGUGGUACAGAGAUGAGGUAGUCAUUCAAAAAUCCUGUUAAACAACAUUUCUGUCCAUGCAACUUAUGUGACUUGUUACUCCUUAACUGGUUUAGACUUGCCAUAACAAAGAGGUUGAAUACUUAUUGAAUCAAGACAUUUCAGCUUUUCAUUUUAAUUAAUUUGUAAACAUUUCUAAAAACAUAAUUCCACUUUGACAUUAUGUGGUAUUAUGUGGAGGCCAGUGACACAAAUUCUCUUAAAUUGAAGCUGUAACACAACAAAAUGUGGAAAAAGUCAAGGAGUGUGAAUAGUCUCCCGAGUGGCGCAGUGGUCUAUGGCACUGCAUCGCAGUGCAAGCUGUGCCACUAGAGAUCCUAGUUCGUAUCCAGGCUCUGUCGUAGCCGGCCGCGACCGGGAGACCCAUGGGGCGGCGCACAAUUGGCCCAGCAUCAUCCAGGGUAGGGGAGGGAAUGGCCGGCAGGGAUGUAGCUCAGUUGGUAGAGCAUGGCGUUUGCAACGCCAGGGUUGUGGGUUUGAUUCCCACGGGGGGCCAGUAUGAAAAAAAAUAAAAAUAAUGUAUGCACUCACUAACUGUAAGUCGCUCUGGAUAAGAGCGUCUGCUAAAUGACUAAAAUGUAAAAUGUAAAAAUGUAAUACUUUCUGAAGGCACUGUAGAUGCAGAGAUUGCGGAAGAGUAGGGUCAUGGCCGUAACAUACGAGUUGAGGGAGUUUUGGGAGUUUAUUGACAGUAAGUGGUGUAACCAGGAAACGGUUUCUAUGGUACUUAAGCGUUUACUUACUCAAAGAUCUCUUUUUAAGUUAUUUAAGAUUUGGUUCAGUGAUAGAAUCCCCUGAGAGAUGUCGGUAUGUUGGUUCUCUGCCAGAGAAAAGCCUGACCCAAUGACGUCGGGGGGGAGAGGGGGGUUGGUGGUAAUGAUAAGGGGAGGAGGCGCUGACCCUGUGUGGGAGAAUGCUUAGGCUGGUAAUUUAUUCGUACUAUAGGGGAGGUUUUUGGGGACCCUGUAAAGAGGACACUCAGUAGACUGUAAGCGUCUGGGUCUGUUUCUGACUGAGGCGUUUCCUGUUCCUUUCUCGUCUCGUCUCACAGCUAGAGAGGCCCACCAAGCUGAUGAGGGAGGCAGAGCAGAGACUCAAAGCCAUCCCCCAAUUCUGCUUUCCAGAUGCCAAGGACUGGACCCCAGUGUCUGAAUACAGCAGGUACAGUAUGGGUUACUAUACAACCCCACUGCAUCACUGAGGAAAGCUCACCACCACACUGUUGGCCUAUUAGUCCCAUUCCUUGCUACAACCAGAUGGGCACUAAUCAGUUGGGAUGCACAAGUGUUUCAUAUAUAGAUUAAAGUUUUUAAAAACUACCAAAUCGAUAGUAUGAUUAGACGUGUAAAUAUCAACGAGUAAAAUUAGGAAGAAAACACAGAGAUUUAAUGCCAUUAUCUCCAUGAAUUCCUGGUAGACUCUUACUCUCACUCCUACUCCUGACAACGUGGGUCCCUAAAACAGUCUUCUCUCUCUGCCACAGAGACUGUACUACUUCACCAACCCUAAAGUGGGAAUGAGAUCCAACACUAUGUUUCCUUUGAUCACUGUUCAGUCUCUACAAUCUGAAUGCUGGUUUGACUAUAAUAGAGACUUGUGUGUCUGUCUGUGUCUGUGUGUGUGUGUGUGUGUGUGUGUGUGUGUGUGUGUGUGUGUGUGUGUGUGUGUGUGUGUGUGUGUGUGUGUGUGUGUGUGUGUGUGUGUGUUUGUGUUUCUCGGUACAGUGAGACCUUCUCGUUCAUGUUGACUGGAGAGGAUGGCAGCAGGAGGUUUGGGUACUGCAGGCGUCUGCUGGUAAGUAAGCCACCAUUAGUUCGCUGGUCCCUGUUCUGUUCACACCCUGCUGAGCCAGCCCUGUUUGUUUUGACAAGGUUUUUUUUAUCUGAACAACUGAUGUUUUUUUCCUGUGGGACCAUUGAGGAGUUAUUGCGUCACCAAGCUGGGUGUGAGUAGGAGAGAAAGUAAAUAAAGUGAAUUUUAAUGGCCGUAUGUAACAAAGCUUGGUUGUUUUUGCCUUUCAACACGGUCGGGAUGAAUCCUAGUUAAACUGGACUCCUUCUGUUUCAUGAGAGUUUCUCAGGAGAAGAAUGACGAAAAACAAACCAUGAAAUGUCUAAGUUUGUCAUUGUAGAGCACAACCCGCCAGUAAGGGUUGCUAGUCCUUUGAUGUUUUAUAAUGAGCCCACAUUUGGCUUGAGUUCAGAACGUAUGGCUGUGUGGGAUGUUGUGCUUGCUGUGAUUUUUUUAUGUCACUGUUAUGCCCAAGAAUGUGUACAUUCACACAGUGUGUAUGUUUUGUAGGGUUUGUCAGUGUGUUUUAGUAGCCUACUGUAUUUAUGUGUCACGUAGAUUCUUAAAUUCAGUUGUGGCUGUUUCUUGAUUGUAUUGAGCUCAGUAGUUGCUGACAUUAAGUAGCUGUAGAUCAGACGACUCCUGAUGCUGUGAGAGAGUGUGAGGUUACUUUUCUCCUCUCCGGUAACCCAGCUCCUUCCUUCCCUGGUGGAAGUCUAAGGAGCUGGCAUGAGCAACGCAUUCCUAAGGACUUUAACCAAGCUCCACAUGCUUGAUUUAAUCAUCCAUUUGGAGAAAGCAGAGGAGAAAAUUGCAUACCUAAUAUGGACAAGUGGAUCGGGAUUUCUUUAUAUGUAUGCACGUGUUAAUUUGUGUGUGUGUGUGUGUGUGUGUGUGUGUGUGUGUUUGGAGAUGGAUAGAUCCAGGAGGCCUGGUUGGCUCCAGAGUAGACUGGUGUGUGAUUGUUUAGUGUGGAGGGUAGGGGUGAUCAUUAACUGUGUAGAGACUGCAGCACCUGUGUUUAGUUUACAAUGGGAAGCCUCAGUCUCUCCAGAUUAAAGACGUCCACCAGCAGCAGAAAGGACAAAUCUAUAAAUAUUUAGUCAACCAAAGCUGAUUGUGAACUAACCUGGUGCUUUAUCUGAAUAAAAGCAAGUACACCACAUAGCUUUGGUCAACUUAAGCUGUUGGCUUUAUCAUGUUUGUGUGUAUGAUACUGUUACAGUAUAUUCUCAUUGAUGUUGCAUAUAAACCUAACCAAGCCCCUUUCUAUUUAUCUUAGUAUCUAUUGCCAUAUUACUGUCUGUGUCACCUUAUAAGCCUCUCUUCCCCAGUGACUGACGACUCUUAAUUUGUGCCCCUGUUCCAGCCAAGUGGGAAAGGGCCUCGCCUUCCUGAGGUGUACUGCGUCAUCAGCCGACUGGGCUGUUUCCACCUGUUCUCUAAGGUGAGUUCAUGCUUACACACAAACACACACACACACACACACCCUAGUUUAGCCAUUGUUGCGGUUACCUGUCUCUGAGUCGAGCCGAGGCCAGUGUUCCCAGGAGUGAGCUAGUUGAGGCUGUGCCAGCAUUUCCACUCAAAGGCAUCCUGUUCAGCAUAAACCUGAUUUCCCAGUUAAAUUGUUUCCUUCACUUGUUCCUGAGUUGAGAUAACAUGAAACAGAGUGCUCAUUGUGUUUAAGUUCUCCAUGCCUUAUCUGCCUCCUCAUGAAUCCUCUAUGAAGAGUGUAUUUGAAGUGAAUAAGGCCCGUGUUAAGGGAAACAGUUAAGAGGUAGUAGACGUAUCUAAUGAAUGGAAAUAACUUUUUAUUACUGUGUCGUGAGUGCUAAAAUGUGCCAAAAACUGUCCGUGAGUUUCAUUUCAUAUUCAUUUAGGGCUAAAAGGAUGCAUAAAUACAAUAGAUUGUUUCUGUCUUGUGACAGCACGGGCACCUCAACAGUGAGGGUUGAACAGCCCUCAUACAGAUGGCAGGGUGUAGGUUUCAGAAGGCACCGUUUUGAGGGCUUGAGAGCUGCGUAGGUGAGAGAGGAAAUGUUUUCCAAGGAGUUUGAAGUGCUUUUCUAGUUAAGGCGAGAAAGACGGGAGUGUUUGAUUUCACCGGGAACAGAGGGUGUGUGGGGAGUGGAGGUGAUAUCAUAUGACCCUUAAUGUGAGUGUGUGUCUCUCUCCAACAGACUUUCCAGACAGGAGUAGGCAGGUCUGAAACAGACAAACACAUGGGCAUAUUGGGUGGGAUUUUCCUUUGCCCUUUUCCACACAUAUCAGACAGCCACAGAAAGAAAUUCAUACUGUAUUUGUCAAAAGGAGCAAAGGUAGCCUGGUUCCAGACAUUAGCAGGAGCUUUCCUUCAGACAGCAACACGCUACCAUUUCCAUUCUAUCUUCACUGGCCAUACUGAUUGAAGGUACUGGUCUUGGUCUAUUAGGACUCUCAAUCUCAGUGCACCUAAGCUUGUAGAGGUCUGUAAUUCUUAUCAUAGGUACACUUCAACUGUGAGAGACGGAAUCUAAAACAAAAAUCCAGAAAAUCACAUUGUUAGAUUUUUAAGUAAUUCAUUUGCAUUUUAUUGCAUGACAUAAGUAUUUGAUCACCUACCAACCAGUAAGAAUUCCGGCUCUCACAGACCUGUUAGUUUUUCUUUAAGAAGCCCUCCUGUUCUCCUUCAUUACCUGUAUUAACUGCACCUGUUUGAACUCGUUACCUGUAUAAAAGACACCUGUCCACACACUCAAUCAAACAGACUCCAACCUCUCCACAAUGGCCAAGACCAGAGAGCUGUGUAAGGACAUCAGGGAUAAAAUUGUAGACCUGCACAAGGCUGGGAUGGGCUACAGAACAAUAGGCAAGCAGCUUGGUGAGAAGGCAACAACUGUUGGCGCAAUUAUUAGAAAAUGGAAGAAGUUCAAGAUGACGGUCAAUCACCCUCGGUCUGGGGCUCCAUGCAAGAUCUCACCUUGUGGGGCGUCAAUGAUCAUGAGGAAGGUGAGGGAUCAGCCCAGAACUACACGGCAGCACCUGGUCAAUGACCUGAAGAGAGCUGGGACCACAGUCUCAAAGAAAACCAUUAGUAACACACUACGCCGUCAUGGAUUAAAAUCCUGCAGCGCACGCAAGGUCCCCCUACUCAAGCCAGCGCAUGUCCAGGCCCGUCUGAAGUUUGCCAAUGACCAUCUGGAUGAUCCAGAGGAGGAAUGGGAGAAGGUAAUGUGGUCUGAUGAGACAAAAAUAGAGCUUUUUGGUCUAAACUCCACUCGCCGUGUUUGGAGGAAGAAGAAGGAUGAGUACAACCCCAAGAACACCAUCCCAACCGUGAAGCAUGGAGGUGAAAACAUCAUUCUUUGGGGAUGCUUUUCUGCAAAGGGGACAGGACGGCUGCACCGUAUUGAGGGGAGGAUGGAUGGGGCCAUGUAUCGCGAGAUCUUGGCCAACAACUUCCUUCCCUCAGUAAGAGCAUUGAAGAUGGGUCGUGGCUGGGUCUUCCAGCAUGACAACGACCCGAAACACACAGCCAGGGCAACUAAGGAGUGGCUCCGUAAGAAGCAUCUCAAGGUCCUGGAGUGGCCUAGCCAGUCUCCAGACCUGAACCCAAUAGAAAAUCUUUGGAGGGAGCUGAAAGUCCGUAUUGCCCAGCGACAGCCCCAAAACCUGAAGGAUCUGGAGAAGGUUUGUAUGGAGGAGUGGGCCAAAAUCCCUGCUGCAGUGUGUGCAAACCUGGUCAAGACCUACAGGAAACGUAUGAUCUCUGUAAUUGCAAACAAAGGUUUCUGUACCAAAUAUUAAGUUCUGCUUUUCUGAUGUAUCAAAUACUUAUGUCAUGCAAUAAAAUGCAAAUUAAUUACUUAAAAAUCAUACAAUGUGAUUUUCUGGAUUUUUGUUUUAGAUUCCGUCUCUCACAGUUGAAGUGUACCUAUGAUAAAAAUUACAGACCUCUACAUGCUUUGUAAGUAUGACCACGGUCCUUAAGGCACUAUAUUGGGGCUCCCGAGUGGCGCAGCGGUCCAUCGCAGUGCUAGAGGCGUCACUACAGACUCUGAUUCGAUUCCAGGCUGUAUCACAAUCCAUUCUAAAUAAGAAUUUGUUCUUAACUGACUUGCCUAGUUAAAUAAAAAAAUAAAGGGAAUUUGGGACAUUCUGUUUAAAAAAUUGAGUGUUGUGUCUGCAGUGUGGUCUAACUCUCAACCCCCUGUCCUGUGCUGUGUGUAGAUCCUGGAUGAGGUGGAGAGGCGGAGGGGGAUCUCUGCAGCCCUAGUCUACCCCUUCAUGAGGAGUCUGAUGGAGUCACCCUUCCCAGCGCCGGGGAAGACCAUCAAAGUCAAGACCUUCCUGCCUGGAGCAGGGAAUGAGGUUAGAGACACAUCAGCCCUUGGUUACUAAGGUUCCAGCAAAGAAGGAUGAUGCAUGAAGAUAAUGAGAUGUAUGCUUAAUUGAGCAUGACCUGUGACCUCUGUGAAUGUAUGACUGGUUGUGACCCCAGGUUGUGACCCCAGGUGGUGUUCUCCUCCCCAGGUCAUUGAGCUGAGGCGGCCCAUGGACUCCAGACUGGAGCAUGUAGACUUUGACAGUCUCUUCAGCUGCCUGAGUGUGCGUCAGGUGGUGCAGGUCUUCGCCUCCCUGCUGCUGGAGCGCAGAGUCAUCUUUGUGGCUGAUAAACUCAGGUGAGCGGCCAGACUCUUAUUGUUAGUAACCCUUCUAGUGAUAAGUAAAGAUGGAGAGAGAACUGAAUCACCUUCUCAUGGGAAGCUGUACCUGACUAAUGGUCAUGCCUUGUUAGAGGCAGGUGGGGGUUGUUGAAACUUGUAGAUGUUAGAUGAUAGUUACUUGUGCCAAGUGAAAUGCUCAAUAAUACCUUUAGAGGAAGUAUUUUGUUUAGGUAGUUCUGAAACGCUGUUGUCAUUUUUAAAUAAUGAUUGAAACUACAGUAUUUACAGAUAAAUCUGAUACGUAGAGCUCUGAAGGCCUGCUCAUAUUUUAGUGUAAGGUUAUCGCCCGACAAAGAUCUUAACCCUCUGACAUUAGGCUAUAAAUGGUAAAAAUAGUUCCUAGAAUACUUCAUCCUUCUCACACAUGGUGGCUAGGAGUGAGAUAAAUUGCUGUCUAGGAUUACAUUGUAUGUUAGCAAUAAUAUCCCUCCUCAUUUAUCGCUGAAGUCCACUGUCUUUUUCUGCAGUGAAUCCACCUAUUCUAACUCCAUUACAAUAACAUCUGCCUUAAAUGAGAGGGAUUUUAUCGCAUGCUCUUGUACAUUUUCCCUUUUCUGUUUACGUUCACACAGAGGCCUGACUGGAUUUGUUCAAUUUAAAAAGGUAUUCUCAGACCCACCUCAUUGCUGAGCUCAGGGUUCCUCUAUCUGUAUCUUUCUGGACACAUGGCUGUAAAGUACAGACUGACUAUGAUACCGUCAUCAUAACACUGUUUCACAUGUCUUGGUGCAUUUCCUCUCACAGAGAUGACAUAUCCUGAACUUUAAAGAACGGACUAACUUCAAAGAGAGAUUAUUUACAUAGUAUGUAUAACAGUUACAAUAGUGGGGAUUGCCCUGCCACUCUGCCAGUGCACUCUGGCUCACCCUAACUGUUGAUGCCAGAUUUAAUUCCUCAGUCGAGCUACUUGCCAUUCACCCGAUCUGCACGGAAAAUAGCAGCCUUCUACUGUGGCUUUGUCAGUUGGUGCUUAACGGGUUUAGCAUGCGGGGACAGGGUUAGAACUGUUAAAUUAAUCGGUGUAGCCAUCUUGGACCGCACCUACCAUCAUGGAGUAAUGGAACUCUCCCUGCAUGGACUCACAACUGAUGUGGUUCCAGAAGUGGGUCAUCUCUCUGCCGGGGGCCACUGUCCAACCACAGCAGGCAGGGUGGGGUGGGGCCGAUAACAUGGAGCUAGGGGUCUCCAAGGAGCCAGAGUCCCACCAGGCAGGCACAGCAAUCUGCCCCUGGCUAUAGCACAGCACUCUGGGCUGAGGGGCUCUGUUAGAGGGGGGCAGGUUUGUGUUGAACGGUAAUCUCUACAUAUCAGAGGACAGUUUAAACAAACAUCAGUGGGGGCAGUGACUGUGAGGGGAAGGAAUGUACUUCCUGUGUGCAGCGACUCUCCCCUCUGAUCUAUGGCUUCACUGUCACUGUAUGACUGAUGGCGCCAUGUUCAUUCCCUGGUCCCUGCCUGGCCUGUUCACUACAGCCCUCUCUCCACCCAGGGGGACUCCGAAAAAGCUGUUUUUGUCGUCACUCCGCCGUUUGAGACAACGACAACGACUCCCGGGUUCAUGUCAGUUGGCACAUCACCCAAAGAUAGUUUGUUAAUCAGUCACCCAUUUCUAAGGGCUCUCGUGAACAGCAGCAAGGACUUGAGAGCUGGAUCGAAUAGUCUGUGUCUGAGGUACUGUUAGUUAACAACACUGAAAAUCAGCACCAUGAGUCUGAACAGACUACAGUACUACAGCCCUGCUCAAUAUUAUAACUUCAUUGAAAACCAUACACUAUGACUUUUUUGAAUAUCAUAAAACCUGCUUUGUAUCAACACAAUCAGCGCGCCCCAGAAAACGGACCAGACCCCCUGUGUCUCAGUUCCCAUUGAAAACAGGAUUCAAGGAGCCACUCUGGGCGUCAUUGGGCCGUGUUGGGGAGAAGGGAGAGACCCUCUACUGACUUCACAGGUAAAAGGGUCUGGUCCCGCUGGAGACAGAGAACACAAUCCAAUCCCAGAAUUCCCUUCCAACACAACAUGAUGUAUGACUGGGUGUAAUGUAUAUCCAAUAGGAGAAGGGUCUGAGGGAGGGAAAACACCAAACAGGCCAUGUUAGGGAAUGUGUCAACACUGGGUUGUACUGUGGUAAUAUUUGAUAUAUAAGUAUUAUUUUUAAACCAGAUGGUUCGAGCCCUGAAUGCUGAUUGGCUGAAAGCAGGGGUAUAUCAGACCGUAUACCAUGGGUAUGACAAAAAAAGCUAAAAUGAUUUUUGGCCUUACUGCUAUUAGCCCAUACAAAUGCAUUGAAUAACAGAUUCACUACAUGGAACAACAGAUGGUCCCCCCCAAAAAUCAGAUGUUUAUUAUUAUUAUUAUUAUUAUUAUUAUUGUAGUUUUUUUUUUUACAUGUAUUUAACCUCUUAUUGUUGGCGCUAAACAGUCUAAGUCCUGUCUAAGCCGAGGGGGUUCUACUAAGCUAUAUGGAAUUGUUUUAAGAAGGUCAUACCAAGGAUCAUUUUGCUAUUUGAUUUAGAAUUUUGAGACCCCUUAUAUAUUAAAAUAUGAUUUGAUUAACAUUUUUAUUUGGCCUUACUGCUGUUAGCCCAUACAAACGCAUUGAAUAACAGAUUCACUACAUGGAACAACAGAUAGGCCCCCCCAAAAAAUAAAAGGAUGUUUGUUCUGAAAUGUCUGUCCUAUAUCUGAGAGAAAUAAGAAAGAUCAGCAAACAUAUUUUAUUUUUUUACAUGUAUUUAUUAACCCCUAAUUUUUGGCACUAAACAACGGGCCAUAUAUACAGUUGUAUCAUGUUUCAGGAGAUGACCCAGAUGCAGACAGUGUCGAAGUAACAAAAGUUUAUUACAAAAACAGGGGGCAGGCAAACGACAGGUCAAGGGCAGGCAGAGGUCAGUAAUCCAGAACAGAGUCCAAAAGGUACAGAAUGGCAGGCAGGCUUUGGGUCAGGGCAGGCAGAAUGGUCAAAACCGGGAAAACUAGAAAACAGGAACUUGAGAAAGACAGGAGCAAGGGGAAAACCGCUGGUAGGCUUAACGAAACAAAACGAACUGGCAACAGACAAACAGAGAACACAUGUAUAAAUACCCUGGGGAAAAUGGGGAAGAUGGGCGACACCUGGAGGGGGUGGAGACAAUCACAAAGACAGGUGAAACAGAUCAGGGUGUGACAAGUAGAGCAAAAUGGAGAACACCAUCGUGUUCGUGAGAGUCUCAUCUUUCCACAGAGGUUUGUAGGCCAAACCGUUCGGACGCAACAGACGAUUUUGUGAGAAGACCGAUUUUCAGGAUGUCUCAUGGUCUGAAAAACCCAGCUCUAGCUCUGUCACCUUUCAUUGCAGAUGCGGAAGUGCGACAUAGAUGGAUGCGGUGGAUUGAGACGCAUCCAAUGCAAACAAACAGAUAUCUCUAGCUUAAACUGACAAUUGUUUGUUUUUUAUUAUUAAUAAUAUGCUAAUUCGAAUAUGCUAAUUACACGUCAACCUUAGGUUUUUUUUUAAUGUUUAUCUGACUUUUUUUGAUAUUAUGGUAAAACCAUGUGCAAUCAAGUAUAAUGCGUUUAGCCGACUAAGAUCAACAAAUGGUCAUGAGAAGCGAAUAUCAAAUUACAUACAAGGUAUAAAGCUUAUGUUAUAAGGCACUACUGACCCUUAGGCAUUGUUCUGGGCCAUUUGCCAUGGGGCCAGUAAAUUAGGGCUGAGCCUACGGGGUUACAUGUACAUUUUAGUCAUUUAGCAGACGCUCUUAUCCAGAGCGACUUACAGUCAUAUUUUUUUCAUACUGGCCCCCCGUGGGAAUCGAACCCACAAUCCUGGCAUUGCAAGCGCAAUGCACUACCAACUAAGCUACACGGGACUACGUGUACUGUUGCGUUAACCCUUUAUUUGUACUGUAGGCUGUGUGUGACUUGUUUAAGGGGUCACAACGGGUCGUUUGCCUAAAGAAAGCGUCUUGGUAUGUCUCACCGAAACGUUUUCAAAAUGCUUUAUAUCAGACAUGUUGCUGCUUAUCUGUGAAAUCAAACAGCCAGACAGACAGUUACUCAGAACUGAUGCUGAUUAACCAGCAAAUGGCUGCUGUAAUAACAACGUUGAUGCCUAAUUACAUAAAUUCAUCAUCGGUUACAUCAGUCUGUAAUUGCUUAACCAGAUUUACCUGAAGGCUCUGUGCUGGGAUUGCUGCAGUGCUCAUAAUGUAAACAUCAUCUUCCAGUUAUUAUGGGUCUAGGGAGAGAAGGGUUACCACCACAGAGAGAGUUUAGGCUUGUUUGAUCUGCCUGUGAGUCUAAAUGGGCGGGUCUAAACUUUCCCUGCCAUUCUAUUGUUAGGGCUUGCCUGUGGGCUAGGUUCAAAAUAUACAGGUUAAGACAAGAGGAUUCUAAUAUCCCAUAACUCUUUGCAAUUCAUGGGACCAGCAUUGCUAGUUAGCAACGGCGCUAGUAGAUAUCAAUGGAGCUGAUCCCAUUAAUCUGUUUAUUUUCGAACGCUUCCGCAUGGAAUUACUUUGUUGUCUUAACCUUCCCAUUUUCAGCCUAGCCUGUGGGUGUAGAGGUGAUUGAAUCGCUUCUCUUUUUUUGGGCCAAUCUGAGAGCAUGGAGGUAGUUUCCGAUUACUGAAGUGCUUUAAUAAGUCAAUGUUUCUAUUGUAUUUGAUGAGAGGCCAACAGUAGAAGAGACAGGGGGUUGGGGGUAGGUAGUGUGUGUAUGAGUGGGAGAGAGGGAGAGAGGGAGAAAGCUAGUGGGUAAGAGAGGGAGAGAGGGAGAAAGCUAGAGGGUAAGAGAGGGAGAAACGGGGAGAACGAAAGAGCGGGGGGUGCAGAGGCAGAGCAAAAGACCGCCUCUGAAAGCUUUUCUCAUGGUCAUGGUGAAUUAAUCAGGCUCUUUUGUCUGAGGGGGAGAAGGAAGGCUGCUUUCUGUACCUAGUUUCCCCUUACACCGCUCACUGUAAUAUCAGAAAACUUCAAACUAACCCAUGGUAGUCACCAGAUGUAUUGCAUUUUUAUUUGUUUAAAAUCCUCCAUUCACACCCCAUUCAUAAUUUUCUUCUACCACCUGUUGAAAUGACUGGGGUUUGCAGUAGAUUCAGGAAGAGCCCAUUGCUCCAGACUCCAGCAGCCGUAUAAUAUGGUGUAUGGCAGUCUAUCUGUAACCCCAGGCUGUUAAAGUGAGCCACUGGAGGUAGCUACAGUGUACCGCUCUAAUCUGGGAACAUGCUGAACAGUUUAUUUAGUCCCUUAUUACUCCUGAACACUGUUGUAUCACACUGAGCAAUGCUGGCACCGCACCAAACAACCUACAACAACUUAACUCGUUCCCUGUGUGUAUUUCUAACACCCAAAGGUGGAGUGGAUGAACACAGUGGAAACAUAUGUCAAAGAUUUCUGUGAGACUGAAGAGGGAAACUCAGAUGAGGGAAACCAGAGGCCAAGCAUCUGACUUUCCCAUAAUUAUUAUUGUUAUUAUUAUUAAUAUAUACACACACUACAAUGCUGCCCACAAGAAGCACUGGAUUCAAUAGGACCAUGUGUAGGGUUGCCCAAGGGAAGCCUGAUCUUACUCUUCAACAGCUUCCGCUGCAACUGUUCAUACCAGGGAGUCCAAGCUUAGGCCGAGAUGGGGACUUGAGAUCCUUAUGGAGAGGAAGUGGGGAAAAGACAUUGGAGCUCUAUGUGAAUACUAAACAUUCUGCUAGAUGAGGACUGAGGGUUGAUUCAUUACUUAUUUUAUAUUUACAUCAUUUAGCAGGGAUGUCAAUGGGAGAAGUUGAGUUAUGAGCAUACAUCAAUUAAGAUUCAGCUCUGUAUAGAUAAUACACACACACAAAAUGCACCAAUGAGCAGUAUGCACACAAAUUCAAUCAUCAUUCUCAUCAUUGCUUAAUUUGAGCCGGAUCCUAAUAAAAGCGAUCAAAGUUCAUUUGAGUUUCCUCAACGUUAAUUCUCCUGACUCUAAUCUGUCUGCUGUAGGCUACUAAAAUAUUUGAUCAACUUCCAAAUAUUGUUUUACAAAGUAAAACAAGAGAGAGAUAGACUUUUGGCACAAACACAUCGGCCAUCACCGGCAUGUGAGUUGCGCAUGAUUGGGUUAUUGAGUCAGUGAAACUGGAAAGCAUUUUUAGGACUAUAAUUUCAACCUCAUAUUGUAGCCUACAAUAUGUGUGUCUCCACACACCUAGGCCUAGGCUAUUGAUGGAUUCAAGACAAGGUCAUUUUUAUUGAUCUCAGUGUGUCAGUGUCAAAGUAGCUUGUCAUUUCGACCAUUUGUGAGAUAUUAAAAAAGAUUCUGCCAAAGUCUCCAGUCAUGUAAAAUGAUGCAGAAUUGCAUGAAAUGCAUUUAUAAAAGGCACAACAACAACAAAAUCCUAGACCCUAGGCUACUAAAAAUGUUCCCCAUGUGUGCAACUAUCAGAGCUCCCCAGGUCACCCCUCUCUUGCGCUCACUUUUUUCCCCCGGUCCCUCCCGAUGUACAAAUUCAUUCAUCAUUCUCACCCUGAAAAAUAUGUAGAGUAUAUAUGCUUCAGCAUUAGGAGCUGUUAGGCAACAGGUGUACUGAUGCUCCUGCCAGGGCCUGUGUUUGUCCUAGGGUGAAAUGGGCCCGUCUGGGCUGGUGGAUGGUGCUGCUGACACUGGGACUCUCCAUCCUGCACCUGUGGGUCUGACAGAGUAAGCCUGUCUAUCCUGAGAGUUUCCUGGGAAUCUGCAUGCUCAGCCACAGGCAGACCCAGGCCAACCAUUCCUGAUCUGACAUGCUUAUAUAACCCCAAAUGCAAAAUAUCACAAAGCAAAGUUAGGAUCCUCUAAACUUAAGUGGACAUGGUUUUGUUAUGACCUAGUCUGUAAAGGUCUGCCAUUCCUUUCUGCUUUAGGCUGCGUCCCAAAUAGCACCCUUUUCCCUAUUGUCCCAAAAACCACCCUUUUCCCUAUGUAGUGCACUACUACCAAUAUGAGCUCUGAUCAAAAGUUGUGCAAUAUAUAAGGAAUAGGGUGCCAUUUGGCACGCAGCCUUAGAGAGUUGACUGGCAGCUCUGGGCAGAGAUGGUGUUUUUAUUGCAAGUUCAUCUUUUCCCAUGAGUGUUUCCCUCAGGACUGAGUGUGUAAGUGAUACUCAUGGUAUCAGUCCUCUCCUCUGCAGCGCUAGCUCUGUCUAGCAUGUGGCUGAGGUUCUAAGAGCUGUGCCCCAUCACUCCCUGUUUGAACAUGUCAAACCCCGGAGACUGGCUCUGUUGAAAGUGAUCAGCUCCUUCUGCAAAUAAAAAUCAGACCGUGAAACUGAGACUGCUUUCUGCUCUAUGUUAUGAUGAGUGAAUAAGAAACCUGAACAGACCAUGGGGCUGCAAUUAUUGAGCCAUGUAGAUACUGGUCUCGCUUCACAGUGUUCAUUAACUAGAAAAACUUGCCAUUAUACUCAUAGCUCUAUUUACAGUAAACUGUACUAAAACAAGAUAAAGGUUCCGUCAAGGAGAGGCUGUAUUCACAUCAACAUUGACAUUGUGAUACAGCGUGGACACCUAUUUGUAGUGGGAGUACUGUGUGUUUGGUAGAAUAUGCCCUCUGCUGUUGAAGAGAACAACUAUGGAAAACAUUCCUUAUUAACACUGCAUUCAUCUUAAGUGGAGUGUUUGCAUACCACGUUUGAUGGUUAGUCUUGGUCUUGGUCCCCACUGAUUUAGAGUUGUGGUAUCUGUGUGUUUCUGAUGGGCCUCAUGGUUUAUUUUCCCUCUCUAUCUGUGUGUACAUGGACUGUAUGGAGUGCAGGGGGACAGAGGGGAGGCGGGUCGGCCACUGUCAACAAGCUUGGGACCGUGAGAAAGACGACAUACUAUUUGUGAUUUUGUGUUAAGCCACAGCUGUCAAAAUUCACCAGCGGCAAGGGUGCUGUUUUGGGUAAUAUCAAACGGAUUCAAGAUCUUGUUAAACUAUUGUAAUACACCCAACCCAUCUCUGAGGGUAAGGGAGUGGUCCUACUGUGUGUUGCCACAGUGGCAGUGCCUAGUGUACUCAGCCUGUCACAGAUGUUUAUAGAGCAGGCCUUAGCUGUGGGCUGUGUGGUUAAGGGUGUUACACUGUCAGUGGGAAAGGUGGAAAUGUAAAAGAUGAAAACUUUUUAAUGGUUGCCAUGGGUGAACCUGUCUGUCUGUCUGCUGCUCCCAGUGGUGUAAAGUACUUAAGUAAAAAUACUUGAAAGUACUACUUAAGUAGUUUUUGGGGGUAUCUUUACUUUACUAUUCAUAUUUUGGACUACUUUUACUUUUACUUCACUACAUUCCUAAAGAAAAUAAUGUACUUUUUACUCCAUACAUUUUCCCUGACACCCAAAAGUACUCGUUACAUAUUGAAUGCUUAGCAGGACAGGAAAAUGGUCAAAUUCACACACUUAUCAAGAGAACAUCCCUGGUCAUCCCUACUGUUUCUGAUCUGGCAGACUCACUAAACACAAAUGCUUCAUUUGUAAAUGAUGUCUGAGUGUUGGAGUGCCGUGGCUAUCCGUAAAUUUAAAAAAACAAGAAAAUGGCGCCGUCUGGUUUGCUUAAUAUAAGUAAUUUCAAAUGAUUUAUACUUUUACUUUUGAUACUUAAGUAUAUUUUAGCAAUUACAUUUACUUUUGAUAUUUAAGUAUAUUUAAAACCAAAUACUUUUAGACUUUUACUCAAGUAGUAUUUUACUGGCUGACGUUCAUUUUUACUCUAGUCAUUUUCUAUUAAGGUCUCUUUACUUUUGUAUGACAAUUGGGUAUUUUUUCCACCACUGGCUGCUCCAAUGUGAAGUCUUGUCCAGACAUCAGUCUCCUGGCAGCUGAAUGUCAGGAGGAGUGAUUUAUUUCUGCUCUAUCCUUUCCUUUCCUGCCUUUUUCUUAUUUUCUUCUUUUGUUGGAGAGAAAGAACAGCCUGUUGAGAAUGGAUUUCAGACUGUCCCUUAGACCAACUGGAGGAAGGAACGUGGUGUUAAGCCAGGGUACAUAGCUGCAGUGGUUCACCUCACAUAUACAAAAGUAAUUGUUUCAAGGAAAAGAGGAUCAGGUUGUUGUUUGGUUUGGAUGUUGGAAAGACUGGUUCACUUAUGACAUUAAGUAAUACGCUCUCAUUUGGCUUUCUUCUUGAUAUUAGAGGAAGAUAAUGAUGAACUUUAAACAAAUCUCAAUAAGGUUUUAUUUUGUAUUUUAUAGAAGAACAUGAGAGUCCACAUUUUUGUUGCAUCUGUUUGUUGUUCUUUGUCCGCUGCUGGCUGUUGUUUUAGGAGUAUUCAGGGUUCACUUCAAAACACAACCCACCACUCCCUUUUCAAAGGUCAGGAUAAAGUGGGCAAUCUGAUGGAAAAUCUGGCAUCCCCAUGUUUUCCCCUAACAGUGUUCAUAUCUGGUUUGCUGAUCGGCCCCCUGCAGUUCUGUGUUGUGAUUGUAAAGGUGAGUGAUGUUGUCUCUCUCCCUCCCUGUCCAGCUGUAUCUGAUGUUGACUGUCUCCAUAGAGAUCUUAAAAUGAUUAGAUAUAGUGAUUCUAUAUGUAAUUCUCUGGUUGUCUGUCUCCCUUCUGCAGUACCCUGUCCAGCUGUAUCCACGCGGUGGUGGCUCUGCUCUAUCCCUUCUCCUGGCAGCACACCUUCAUCCCCGUCCUGCCUGCCUCCAUGGUGGACAUCGUCUGCUGCCCCACACCCUUCCUGGUGGGGCUCCUGUCCAGCUCACUGCCCAAACUCAAAGACCUGCCUGUGGAAGAGGUUGGUACUUGAUUUUCUCCAUCUGUCUCUCUCUGGCUUUUCCCCUUUGUCUCCCACUGUCUUGCUUUUCUUUGAUCAGGUUUAAUGUAUUGGCUCCUCCUCAUUCUGUGCCUCUGAUUUGGUUUGCUUGAGGCUACAGAUUAGAGGCUAUUCCACUGUCACAUUCCAUCUCUCUGUUAGACACUGGGCUGGGGAGUUGCCUUCCUGUUACUGGUCAGCAGUAGAACGCCCACAACAACCUACAGUAUAUUACACAGUCAAUUACCCUGCUUGUUUUCAUUAAACAUUUACCCAAUGAGGGACUUAUAUUUCUGACGAGAAUUGCGUAGAGAAUGUUGAUCCUCUUGGCUGAUUGGUGCAGCCAUGGGACAGAUUCAGAGGGAUCCGGAUAUACAGUAAGUGGGACAUCUCACGAGACAGCUAUAAUGGUGCUCCUCCCAACCUCCCUCAGAGACCCAGUACCACCCCUGGGUCCAGGAUGAAACCACACUCUCAUGAUGACUGUCACAGGCUAAUUUGAAAGAAUGCCCUCUUGUCAAUUGUUGGACCAUCUGAACAAUUAUUUUCCAGUGAUUCAGAGCAAUUUUACCCUCAAACUUUUUUAAAAUGUCAUAUUCAUUCAAGCGCUACAUACCAGAGAUAGUUCUAAAUCAGUCUCAUGUUAAAUUCACAGUCACACAUUGAGCAAUAGCAUUGUGUUUUCGAAAGGUCGGCUCAAAUUCUCUCAGAGCGCUGGAUGUAAUAUGACCCGUUUCCUCUGUUUUGCUGCCCAUGGACCCUGUAGGCUCCCAGUAUUGAGUAUUAGAAUUCAAGCCAUGAGCUUCCCAAUAUUGAGCUGUCAGAGUCCACACAAAGUGUGAGGCCUGCUAUAGCUAUAAUUGCCUGUUCAGUGCUGUCCAGCAGUCUCGCUGUGGUCAAAGCCUGACAGGACGUUGACCUGCAGCAGUUUUGUCACCAAUUACAGAGAGAGGAGGACAAGACGACGCGUCUGCUUCUCUGCUCUCCCAGCUGGACUGUUCUGCUCUGUUCUGCAGCAUUCUUGGAACGGAGCGCUGAUUUGCCGAGGCACAGUGGAAAGAGGGGGAAAUCACUUGAAUCUGUCCUCGUUAAAGUAGCAACAACUCCUCCUGCCUCAAUGUGCUGUAGUGUGGCUGACCCUGGCCUAAACCCCCCAGUGAAUGUGGCCUUGGCAGUUGGCAGCUGCUGCUGCCUGCAGGGCCCAUGCCAGGGCAGCCUCAGCCCUCCACUCUGGGGUCCUGGGAGGGAGGUUCUGUCUCUCACUAAAAGCCUGGCAGGAGAAGCCAUCAGGCCUCUUAAAGCCCAGCUCUCUGCCAUUAACACAGUUAGUCCAAGUCAGCAGCAUCUGCCCUCAGCCCGUGGAAUGAGUGAAAAUACCAUCUCACCUCGUCUGUCAUACUUAACACAGGGCUUUUAAUGGCCUGUCAACAGCAUCUGUUGUCUUUUUACAUCUGUCUUGAUGUUGCUGAUCGACUCAAUAAAAAUUCCUCAAGUAUCCUUUCAGUGCUUUUAAAGAUCUUGUUUUAACGCUGGUAUAACACUUCCAACUUCUGGAAGAGCUCGUCUUUCUCUUGAUGGAGAGUUAGAUUUAUUUGUAGAGGGCAUUGGGAUUCCACUGUAUGCACAUGGAAGAAGCCUGGAUUUGAUUGAAGAUUCCUAAAUGUGAUCGACCACCUCGAUUCGGUCUUAUGGAGCAAAAUAGUAUUUUUUUUGAUAAACUUGUAACCCCACUUUUGAGAAUGUUCCUUGAAUGUUUUGGUACACCUCCUGAAAGCUCUCCUUUGUCUACACCCAUUCAGCAUCGUUGACACAUUCUUAAGCCUUAGCACCCAUCUCUUUAAGGAUUCAUAUGUGAGGCCAUGUGCUAAACAGAGUGAGCAGUUUAGUAAACAACCAAAGAUUUCAAGACUAAAAGUUGUAAAAGUAGUAGCCUACAAUAAAGAAAUACUCCAGGUAAAUAUACACUUUAUCUAGUCCUUGGCCUAUAUCCUAAUCUGACUUUGGUGCAGGUCAUGUUGUUCUUCACAUUACUGUCUCUGGUAAACACACACUAUAUUAAAUAAAUAAAAUCUAAGUUAAUUUGUCACAUGCACAGGAUACAGAAGGUGUAAACGGUACAGUGAAAUAGUUACUUGCAUAGUAGAAAUAUCAAAAACAGAAAGUGUCCAGAUAAAAUAUUUUAUAAUUAUUAGAUGACACUUACCCGACACACUUGUCUAAAUUGAUGGGUCAUGUGAAGGAAAUGCUAUAACCACCCCCCAGCCACAUCUAGCUAAGUGGAUGGGCCACAGUUGUCUAGACAUGUGCACAUGUUCAUGAAAUACAAUAGAUGGCCGUAAUCACCCCCAGACACACCUGGCUAACUUGAUGGGUCAUGUAAUCAUCUGGCGAAGUGGAGUCUUUUGUUUAGACAUGUAGCUAGCUAGCUAAACAAUGAACCAGCAUAAUCCCAACUCCUACUACUACCAAUACAAACAUUGUCAUAGCUGUAGUAUGAAUCUGCAGGUAGCUAAAGCUAACCAACUAGGUUCAAUGUUAGCUAGCUAACAUUAGGCUAUAACUAGUAAUGAAAAUGGUUUUCUGAUUCAAAUAAUAUUACUACACAGAUCAUAACCGUAACGUUAGCUAGCGAGCCAGUAAGCUAAUGUUCGCUAGAUAGCGAACAGUACGCUUUAACUUGCAAUGAAAACGACUUUCUGACAAAAUUAGAAACUGAUAAUAUCAGACAAUGUUGCUAGACUCUUAUCUGUAUACAUGGGUGAAUGCUUCACGACAGACUGGAACCAUUUAACUCUGUUUUGUUUGUAGCUACAUCUUGUUUGGCCAGUGUUGUGUAAAGUCACUCCGGUUCACACUGACCGUGGCCUGUGCAGAAAGUAGCCCAUCACUUUUUCCAACUGAUCUGUUGAUAGCGCCUGCUAAAUUCAGGGCAUCAAUGUUGUUGAGAAAAGUAGCAAAACUUUUGCAGUUCUCGAUGGCUAACGUUAUAUCUUUCAUAAACGGUGCGGUAGAAAGGACUAUAAACACAUACUGAACAGUUCAAGUUAUAGACAGAAGCAUGCUACAUGUCAGACCAAUCCAAACUCAUCUCUCGGCAUGUCCAGCCCAUCCAUUAUCUCAGCCAAUCAUGGCUAGUGGGAUGGUUCCUGUCUUUUUCCGUAGCUAAACCAAUUAGGCUCGUAAUUUAACAAUUUUAUUCGUAUUUACGGAUGGAAUAAAAGUUUGUUAUUGAGGCACAUGAAAGUUCACAUGUUCCAGAAGGCAUUUCUGCCAAAAAACGCAUUUUGAUAAAAAAUACUUGUUUAAGUUCAAAUGCCUCUCCUGUGAAGUAGUGACGUGCGACAUACGCCUAGUUUCCUGAAAUGAGUCACAAAUAUGUGACUUGUUUGUUUCCUUUGCAGGCUUUGAUGGUGGACCUGGGAACUGACCGCUUCAUCAGACAGGUUGGUCUCAAUUCUCCAGUACCUCCCCGUAACAAAGACCAGAAAGUUUAUUGUAAUAUAAUAUGGACUGAUCAUUUGAUAUUUUUGUUUAUUAUCGCUAAUUAAAUUGUUAUGCGUGUGUAUAGAUGGAUGAUGAGGCCUCGUUGUUGCCACGGAAACUCCAGUCUGCUCUUGAGCUAGCUCUGGAGCAGAGGAAUGACAUCAUCAAUCAGGACUCUGACAGCGAGUCAGACGAAGGUGAACGAGGGACACAUCAUCACUCUCUACUAAACCAGAUGUUACGAGUGUAAAUUAGGACAACAGAGCACUGGCCACGUUUCAACCCUGUGAACAAGAACAUGUACAGCACAUGUCUGGGAGCAAUACACUGUCUGUGGAGUGAUGAGAACUCCUGGAAUGGGUGAUUCACCUCACUGAAUUGAAGGUUACUGGUGUUCAGAAUGUAGUGUUUGUUUAAUGUUACGUAUGAAUACACUAUCAGUCAAACAUCAGCUCUAAAUAACUCUUGUGUCAUUCCCACAAAUGAUAUAGGCUUUACUUGAUUCUCAAGCACAAUUCUCAAGCAUAAAAAGAGUUCCAUUGUAGAUUGUGUUGCUUCUUUCUAGAUGUAUUGAACAUGUAUUAAGUGUGUUUCAGCAUCAUAAUACUAACCUAUCCUGUCUCGUCUGUUUCUGUAGAGUGUAACUCCUUGAACAGCCUGGUGUCGGAGGCCUUCAUCCGUUUCUUCCUGGAAACCAUCGGCCACUACUCCCUUUUCCUCACCCAGAGCGAGCGCGGAGAACGCAUCUUCCAGCGCGAGGCCUUCCGCAAGUCUGUGGCCUCCAAGAGCAUCCGUCGCUUCCUGGGGGUCUUCAUGGAGUCCCAGAUGUUUGCCGGGUUCAUCCAAGACCGAGAGCUGCGGAAAUGCCGGGCCAAAGGUAGAGCAAACCUACAGUGACCCUGUUAAUCCACCCCUACACAACAGUCUGUAAUGGUAUGGUCCUGUCUACUUGUUAAAGAGAUAAUAACGUUACGUGUGUCCUGUCCUCCUAAAAUGGAUUCAUUGUAGUUCAUCAUAACACAAAUAAUAUGUCAACUGUAAUGAUUGGUAGAAAUUCUCUUUAGAGGUAGGCUCUGCCACCCCUCACUUUUCCACCAAAGUAGUCCAAAAUCCCUAAAGGGAUCUUCUCAAACCUGUGCUGGUACGGACCACUAGUUGACAGUGGUUCUAGCUGGGUAUUCAGUGCCAUCUCCUGGUCACACAGUGAAGGGUAUUUCACCCCAUACCAAAACAUGCCUUCCCUGAUAUAUUGCACUGUAACAUUACCUCACAAUAUAACAUUAAUAAUGUUAAUAAUUACCUCAUGUUAUUCUGUCAUUUUGUUGUGUUUCUGUCAGGACUCUUUGAGCAGAGGGUGGAGCAGUACCUGGAAGAGCUACCAGACACAGAGCAGAGUGGAGUGAACAAGUUCCUCAAAGGGCUA
Messenger RNA from Coregonus sp. 'balchen', 26559 nucleotides. The record is from the annotation of a GenBank genome assembly. Lineage: Eukaryota; Metazoa; Chordata; Actinopteri; Salmoniformes; Salmonidae.